CUUUAUAAUCUGCUCCAGAGUUUUCCAGGGAUUGAUGUUAGGCUGACUGGUCUGUAGUUCCCUGGUUCCUCCUUUUUGAAGAUAGGGACAACUUUAGCUCUUCUCCAGUCAUCUGGCACUUCACUAGUCCUCCAUGAUUUCAGAAAGAUAAUAGACAGCGGUUCUGAGAGUUCUUCAGCCAGUUCCUUCAAUACUCUAGGAUGCAGUUUAUCAGGCCCUGCCAAUUUGAACUCUUUCAAAAUGAUUAGGCAUUCCUUGCAUGUAUGUCUAUCAAUCUCAAGCUCUAAUCCUGCCCCUUCCAUUUCAUGUUUCCCGGGAGGGUCAUAGACUCUUUUUUGGGAGAAGACUGAGCCAAAGUAGGAAUUGAGCACUUCUGCCUUUUCUUUGUUGUCUGUUAUCAUUUUGCUAUCCUCAUUGAGUAGCUGUGCCACCAUUUCUUUUCUUUGUCUUUUACUAUAGACAUACCUAAAGAAAGUUUUUUUGUUGCAUUUAGCGUCUCUCGCUAACCUCAGCUCAUUCUCAGCUUUAGCCUUCCUGACGCCAUCCCUGCAAUUCUGUGAUACCUGCCUAUACCUGCGGCCAGAGUCCUUACUCGGACUAAAAGAUCUGAUCAUAUAACACCUGUCCUGGCCCAACUGCACUGGCUACCAAUACGUUUCCGGGCCACAUUCAAAGUGUUGGUUCUUACCUAUAAAGCCCUUAACGGCACCGGACCGCAAUACCUGAUGGAGCGCCUUUCCCACUACGAACCUACCCGUUCGCUGCGCUCGACGUCGAAGGCCCUUCUCCAGGUUCUAACUCACAAGGAGGCCCGGAGAGCAACAAUGAGAUCUAGGGCCUUCUCGGUGGUGGCCCCCGAAUUAUGGAAUACCCUCCCUGACGAGAUACGCCUGGCGCCUUCUUUGAUAUCUUUUCGGCGCCAGGAGCAGCAGCUAAGCUGGACAGAUGACUUGCCCCUUUGUCAGCUCUCUGGUGUGGGUUCUGCCCCUAACCGUUCCUACACUGCAGAUGGAAAAGGAACAGAAAUUCACCCCUUAGAGGAUAACUGGUUGAAAUUCAGGAGUGAGAACAAUUGUUACCUCUAUGGAGUCUUCAACGGUUAUGAUGGCAACCGGAUCACCAACUUUGUGGGGGAGAGGCUCUCUGCAGAACUCCUGUUGGGCCAGCUGAAUGCAGAUCAUGAUGAUGGUGAUGUGCGCAAAGUUUUACUGCAGGCUUUUGAUGUGGUGGAAAGGAGUUUUUUGGAGUCCAUUGAUGAUGCACUGGCAGAGAAAGCCAGUCUCCAGUCACAGCUGCCAGAGGGGGUCCCCCAUCACCAGCUGCCUCCUCAGUACCAGAAAAUUGUGGAACGGCUGAAGGCUGUAGAAAAGGAGAUCUCUGGAGGGGCCAUGGCUAUUGUGGCAGUCAUUCUUAACAACAAGCUCUACAUCGCCAAUGUAGGAACAAACCGUGCACUCUUGUGCAAAUCCACAGUAGAUGGGUUGCAAGUGACGCAACUCAACAUGGAUCACACCACGGAGAACGAAGAUGAGCUGUUCCGCUUCUCCCAGCUGGGUUUGGAUGCAGCAAAAAUAAAACAAGUAGGAACCAUAUGUGGGCAGGAGAGUACCCGGCGCAUUGGGGAUUAUAAAGUCAAAUAUGGCUACAGUGAUAUUGAACUGCUGAGCACUGCAAAAUCUAAGCCAAUCAUAGCGGAGCCCGAAAUCCACAGAGGGCACCCGCUAGAUGGAGUCACAGGCUUUCUUGUUCUGAUGUCAGAAGGGCUCUACAAAGCUCUGGAAGCAGCUCAUGGGCCCGGGCAAGCCAAUCAGGUCUGCCACAAAGAAAUGCUGGGUUCUCCUUUCCUCCACUUCCAGUUGCAUCACAGGGAAAGGAAAGGGCAAGAAAAGGAGAUUGCAGCCAUGAUUGCCACUGAGUUUGCCAAACAAGCCUCACUGGAUUCUGUGGCUCAAGCAGUGGUAGAUAGAGUGAAGCGCAUUCACUGUGACACGUACGCCAGUGGUGGUGAACGGUCCAAAUUCUGUGCUCGGCAUGAAGACAUGACACUGCUGGUGAGGAAUUUCUUGUACCCACUGGGUGAAAUGAGCCAGCCCACACUGACUCCAGCACAAGGAGGCCGGGUUUAUCCUGUAUCGGUACCAUACUCCAGUGCCCAGAGUACAAGCAAGACCAGCGUAACGUUAUCCCUUGUCAUGCCUUCCCAAGGUCAGAUGGUCAAUGGCGCCCACAGUAGCUCCACGCUGGAUGAAGCCACUCCCACCCUCACCAACCAAAGCCCCACCGUGACCCUCCAGUCGACCAACACUCAUACCCAGAGUAGUAGCUCAAGCUCAGACGGGGGCCUCUUCCGUUCUCGCCCUUCUCAUUCUCUCCAGCCGGAUGAAGAUGGGCGUGUUGAGCCUUAUGUGGACUUUGCAGAAUUCUACCGCCUCUGGAACAUGGACCACAGUGAGCAGGGGGCACUUGCCGUGUAAUAAAUGCACCAAGAUCAACCUCUGUGAACUCCUGUCAGGUGGGAGAAAAUGGAGCCUGGUGAGGCAGGAACAGUUCAUUGUCUAGCUGGUCACCUUCUGCCGUAAAGAGAUGAGGUUAAUGUUGCGACUGGUCACUGAUAACAGUUUUUCUCAUCAACUUGUCAGGGCAUGUUAUGCUUACCUUUUCUGAUGGUCCCUUCCACUGUGAAACCUUGCGGGCAUGAGAGAGUUGUGAGCCUUCCUGCACUUCCAGUAUUAUAGACAGUUGGCUCUGUUGUGGAGAAGACAACACAAAUGUCUGUCAAGGGAUGUACAUUAUGUGUAUAUAUGCAGCGGUUUGAGAUUCAGGUGUGCAAAUGAUGCAUCAUGAUACUGAUGCAUUAAGUUCAUGAAAUAUACCUCUGUUCUGCAGAAUAAAUGUUAACUUAUAGGGA
Rhineura floridana is the source of this 2908-nucleotide messenger RNA. RefSeq names its product TGF-beta activated kinase 1 (MAP3K7) binding protein 1 (gene TAB1). The transcript has 12 exons. Gene Ontology annotation, molecular function: protein serine/threonine phosphatase activity. Bases 726 to 2474 code for a protein of 582 amino acids. The record is from RefSeq and is a predicted model, not a curated record. NCBI's taxonomy places the organism in Eukaryota, Metazoa, Chordata, Lepidosauria, Squamata, Rhineuridae. Gene Ontology annotation, cellular component: cytosol. Gene Ontology annotation, biological process: protein dephosphorylation.